Spirometra erinaceieuropaei is the source of this 684-nucleotide messenger RNA. Lineage: Eukaryota; Metazoa; Platyhelminthes; Cestoda; Diphyllobothriidea; Diphyllobothriidae. The record is from the annotation of a GenBank genome assembly.
AUGGAAAUUAUGGUAAAAGAGGUCUUGUGGGUGGAGGUAAAGAAAACGGCAUACAGCAUACUGCGCGAAGAAGUAACAAAAAUCGCACUAGCCCGAUUCUACCGUCUCCCAAAAGUGCACAAAGAGGGCGCUCCUCUCCGGCCUAUCAUAUCACUAAAGGGCACUCCAACCUACGGACUGACAAAGUGGCUGUUUCAACGUCUCAAUUUUCUGACCUCUGAUUCGAACACCACAGUCAGCUCGUCAACUCAAUUCAUGGAGAAACUUAAAGGAGUAAGUCUCCUGCCAAACGAUAUCAUGGUUUCCUUUGAUGUCACGUCCCUUUUUACUUCUAUCCCGCAGGACCUGGCAGUCGAGACAAUCGAACUACUCUUACGAGAGAAGUACGACGAGACGGAGAAUCGCCUCGGACACGCCCAAAUCAUCCAGCUCCUGAAGUUCCGUCUCAAGACGUACUUUACGUUCGACGAAACAAUCUACGAGCAGGUAAAGGGAACGCCAAUGGGUUUGCCGAUUUCGGGACUCAUAGCCGAGGCGGUCCUACAACGGCUGGAGUCGCUGGUUUUCCGACACCACAGACCUAAAUUUUGGGCUCAGUAUGUGGAUGACACCUUCGUCGUCAUCGAGCGGGAUCAGGUGCUGGCGUUCAAAGAACAACUCAACGCCGUCUUCCCGGACAUAUAA